Vigna angularis (adzuki bean) is the source of this 5921-nucleotide messenger RNA. RefSeq names its product disease resistance protein RPV1-like. The record is from RefSeq and is a predicted model, not a curated record. Gene Ontology annotation, molecular function: ADP binding. Bases 1411 to 5811 code for a protein of 1466 amino acids. The transcript has 6 exons. Gene Ontology annotation, biological process: defense response; signal transduction. NCBI's taxonomy places the organism in Eukaryota, Viridiplantae, Streptophyta, Magnoliopsida, Fabales, Fabaceae.
GAGCGACAGCACAAAAAUAUUUAGCAUAAUUAUCAUAUUUAAUAAUCAAACUUCUACUGGCAGGCCUCUAGUCAAUGUAAUCACGUGAAGGUUUGAAGAGGCAGUUUAAAUCACUUCUUUUGAGAAAAAAGUGAAUACCUUUGCGACUUAGUCCGCAUUACCGUAGAAUCAAGAGGUCCCCUGUAGUCCGCGUUAAUCACUCCGGCACCCAUUACAUUAUCAGGUCUGCCGCAAUUGAAGAAGCAGUAAAGAAACUUUUGCCUGUUAUAGCAAUCAGGAUGUAAGCAUUUCGAUUUACUGAUUUGAUGGUCCAUUCAAUUCACUUGAGAAAACAUUUUCACUUGACCCUUUUAGCUUGUGUUGAAUAGCUUCAAGCAGAAAGCGUAUAGAUUCUACAAAUGAUACAAUCAGAGAGCCAAGAGCCACAGACCCAAGAUUAUAUCGCAUAAGCCGCGUCAUGGAGGAUAAGACAGAAAGAAAAGGAAUUUCUGGAGAUGUUUCACCAUGGGCCAUAAUCACCAACACCUACGGAUGAAAGCACUGACCAAUUUGAAACAAAGCUAAAUUCGCAACCUGCAAGGAAGCGCAACCAGCAAAGCCAUCGCGCCACUUCGUCUUCUCUGCGAAGAGUAAAACCCCGAAGCAGCGACCAUCGUAGAGCGCAGAAACCCAAUCGUGCCGGAAUGUGCUGCACCUGAUCGCCCGUCACCGGCGACGACGGCUGCUGUUGCGGCGGCGACUGAGCCAGCAUCGCCAACGAAAUCGGAGAGUACCCGCUCAUCGUGCGGGCAGCGUUCUCCCUCGGUGGUACCGGCGGCGGAAUUGCAUACAACCGUCAGGGUUUGUUAGAGCUUUGCAAGGCUGGGUUUGCUGCUAGUUUGACCACUCAGGUUUUGAUUGAUAAGUCUUUUCUGCCAUUUGAUCCAUUGAGAAUGUUGAUUCAAUGAGGGUUCACACUGGCGAUUCUAUUACGGUUGCUUCAUGUGAUUGAAAAUUUCUUAUGAAAUUGUCAUUUAAGAGAUCUUCAAAAACACCAGUACGACCAAGGCAUCUAAUAGGACUACUCAAACUAACGACUUUUCUGCUUUUGUAAGACUCAAAUAUUGGAAGGUGUUUGGUGACUUCAAUAUGCAAAAGUAUUUCAAAAUCCACCACAUCAUGGGGCCAUAUGUAUCCAUCGUCAUACUCUCUGCGUCAUUAGGCCAUAUGAGGUCUGACAUCUGAGCAGCGUAACAUGUUGGUAUCAAAAUAAUCUCUGUAAGAGAGCACCUUCCACGAAAGACACUGUAAGAGAGCACCUUCCACGAAGCUUAGUUAGCGUGUAUAUCCGCGUAAGACACUGUAUUUAAUCACACACUGAAUAGAACAAAGCAGUUCAGCCUCCUUAGUUCUAGUAUUGGUUUUUUUAGCAUGGAAAAACAUGGUGAGGAAGAAGAGUUUGCUGGUUUCAGCUACGAUGUGCUCAUUAAUUUUAGAGGUGAAGAUGCUGGGAACAAUUUUGUAGGACAUCUCCGUAGAGAGUUGAGUAAGGAGGGAAUAAACACAAUCGAUGAUGACAGGGAUAUGAGGAUAGGGAAAGGUCUUUCACUUGCUCUGUUCGAGGCCAUUGAAGAAUCUAAUAUUUUCAUAGUUGUGUUUUCUGAGAACUAUGCAUCUUCCACAUGGUGUCUGGAUGAACUUGUUGAGAUUAUGGAACGCACCCACAAGAACAGUAAGCAAGUUGUUUACCCAGUGUUCUACCAUGUAGAUCCUGCAGAUAUACGGAAAAUAAGAAAUAGUUUCGAAAAACACAUGACGGCACACGAAAAUGAGAUUGGAAAAGAGUCGCAGAGAAGAAUACAAGCUUGGAGGUCUGCUUUGUUUGAAGCAGCUAGCUUGCCAGGGAUGCAUAUUCCCACCGGGAAUGAUGAAAACGACAAUAUUAUUGAAAAAAUUGUUGAGAAGAUUCGUAGAAGUAUAGCUCCUAAACCUUUAUAUACCGGUGAAAAUGUUGUUGGACUGAAGCCACGCGUAGAAGAAGUUAUGUCACUUUUGGACAUGAAGCCUGAUGACAACACUGUAAGGAUGUUGGGCAUAUAUGGACUUGGUGGAAUUGGAAAAACGAAACUUGCAAAAGCUUUGUAUGACAAAAUUGUGCACAACUUUGAUGCUGCAUGUUUUCUUGCCGAUGUUAGAGAAAAAUCAAAAACAAUCAAUGGCAUGGAAGAUCUACAAAAGACACUUUUAUCUGAGAUGUUUGAGGAGUUGGAAACUGAAUUGGGAAGUGCAUAUAAAGGAAUCUACGAAAUAAAACGAAAGCUCCACCGGAAGAAACUUCUUUUGGUUCUUGACGACGUUGACGAUAAAGAGGAGUUAGAAAAGUUGGCAGGAGGGUGUGAUUGGUUUGGUCCAGGUAGUAGGAUCAUUAUAACGACAAGGGAAAAAGAUGUCCUAACUGCUCACCAUGUUGGAAAUAUUUAUGAAAUGAAGGAACUUGAUGAACAACAUUCUUUAGAGCUGUUUUGUUGGAAUGCCUUCCGACAAGGUUGUCCUAAAACAGGUUUUCAAGAUGUGUCCGUGCGUGCUGCAGGUUAUGCCAAAGGUGUUCCACUGGCUAUACAAGUGAUAGGCUCUGACUUAGCUAAUCUUCAUGAAGAAAGCUUAGAUGCCUGGGAAGAUGCAUUGGAAGAAUAUGAGAAGACUCCUUCAAAGAAAGAGAUUCAAGAUGUGCUUAAAAUAAGCUACGAUAGAUUGGAUGAUGAUGCCAAACAAGUUUUCUUGGACAUAGCUUGCUUCUUUAAAGGGGAGAGAAUGAAAUAUGUGAAAAAGAUACUUAAGGAAUUUUGUUCAACAUCCAACAUGAAAGUACUUGUCAAUAAAUCACUCAUAACUGUCGAGAAUGACAGGCUGAAGAUGCAUGAUCUAAUACAACAUAUGGGUAGACAGAUUGUUAGGCAGGAAGCACCAGAUAAUCCUGGAGAACGUAGCAGGAUAUGGGAUUACGAAGAUGUUAUUGAAAUACUAACGAAAGAUUCGGGAAGUGAUAAGAUUCAAGGGAUUAAGCUAGAUCCUCCUAAGCAAGCAGAAGUAAAAUGGAGUGGAACUGAGUUUGGGAAAAUGAAAUGGCUCAGAAUUCUCAUUGUUCGAAACACGUCCUUUUCAUCUGAACUUCAACAUUUACCAAAUCAUUUAAGACUACUUGACUGGGACAACUAUCCUUCAAAGUCUUUCCCUACCAAAUUCCAUCCAAAGAAAAUCGUUGUUUUCAAUUUGCCUAGAAGUUCUCUAACAUUCCAAGAGCCAUUCAAGAAAUUUCCAUGCUUGACUAAUAUGGACUUUUCCUAUAACCAACGUAUCCUCGAAAUGCCUGAUGUGUCCGAACUUCAGAAUCUAAGAGAACUGAGACUUGAUCAUUGUAGAAACCUAAUUGCAGUGCAUCAAUCUGUUGGAUUUCUGAAAAGGCUUUCUCAUUUAAGUGUUUCAGAAUGCACAAAACUUGAAAAAUUCCUGUCCAGAAUGUUUCUACCAUCUUUAGAAGUCUUUGAUCUUAAUCUAUGUGAAAGAGUUGGUCACUUCCCAGAGAUAAUACAAGAAAUGACAAAGCCAUUGAAGAUUUAUAUGAUAAAUACGGGUAUUCAAGAGCUUCCAGAAUCUAUUAGUAAACUUAUUGGGCUUGUUUUUAUAGACAUAUCGAAUAACAGGCAACUUAAAUAUCUGCCAAGCAGCUUAUUCAUGUUGCCAAAUGUUGAUUCCUUCAAAAUCGAAGCUUGUUCGAAACUUGGACAAUCCUUCAGAAGUUUGGUGCAACACCCUUCAAAAGUCAAUGUUCGUCCAAAAUUACGAUCACUGAAUUUCCAAAAGGAUAACUUAUCUGAUGAAGAUCUUCUUGCGAUUCUUUGCUACUUUCCGAAAUUAGAAGAAUUGAUUGUUUCAGAGAACAAUUUUGUAUAUAUCCCUUCAUGCAUCAAUGAAUGUGGUGACUUGACAAGUCUCGAUUUGAAUGGAUGUAAGAAGCUUAAAAAAAUUCCAGAACUCACUGGCUUGAGAAUUCUUGAUGUUCAUCAUUGUUUCUACCUUGAAGAAAUUUCAGAGUUGCCGUCUACUGUUCGGAAAGUAGAUGCAAGAUUUUGUUCCAAGUUAACAAACGAGACAUCAGACAUGCUAUGGUGUCAGGUGAAGAAAGGGGAUGGUGGAAUUGAAAUAGUGAUGCCACUUAUAACUGAGAUUCCAGCAUGGUUUAAUUUUGUGGAGGUCGGAACGAAUCCAGGUUUCUGGGUUCGUGGCAAGUUCCCAAACAUUGUUCUAGCCAUGAUCUUCCACUUCGAAAAUCAGAGUCAAAGCGACGAAUUUGCUCGUCGUCGCCAUGUUGAUCUGCGUUUAGUUAUCAACGGUCGAAAUGCUUUUGGCAAAGGGUAUCACAACUUUAUAAUUGAAGCAGAACACGUGUUGAUCUGUGAUCUACGAGUUUUGUUCAGUGAGAAGGAGUGGUUUGGCCUUGAUGCACUUCUGGAGAAGGAGUGGAAUGUGGUGCAGGUUGAGUAUGAAGCCACUUCGUCCUUGAUGAUAAGUAGUUGGGGAGCGUUUGUGUAUGAAGAAGGAAGCAAUAUGGAAGAUCUCCUAUUCAAUUGUCCCAAUCACAUGGACUCGGAGAAGAUGCCACCGGCAAUAGUUGCUGAGAAAGAUCCUAUGGAGAAAUAUAAAAAGAGGAUACGGGAGCUACGUCUAGACGAAACAUUUAAGAACACGUUGACGGAAUGGCAGGAGAACAAAGAAAGAGGAGUGAGGUGUCAUGACGAUUGCAUGCGUGUGGCAUUGGGACAAAUAAAGAAGAUAUCAGAGGAUGCUGAGGAUGCAUUGAGUUCAAAAGGGUCAGCUUUAGAAGAUCCAAACUCCUACCUGAGGUGGCUUCUAGAUACGAUGGAAAAUGAUGAUGGAAAGCCUAAAGAGAUUAUCAAAGGUGAUCUGGCGUUGGUAAGACUAGAGAAACCAGUGACAGGGAAGAAGAAGGAUAACGUAGGAGAAGCUUCAAGCUCUGGCCAUCAGGAAAGCAAGGAGGAGGAAGAAGGCUACGAUCCUCAACUGGAUAUCCCUUUUUAUACUAAUUUUGUCAGAAAACAAACAGUAGACGAUUCUCUGCCGGAGGACAUAGUGAUGGAAUUAUUCUGUGAAGGAAUGAGGGAUGGACUUGUUGAGGCACAGAAUGAAUUUCCUUCUCUUGAUAUUGCUGAAAGCAGUAACGCUGUGUUGGAGAAGAAGGGUUAUAAGGUUAGAUGGGAACCUGAAGUAGAAAUAUCGGUUCAAAGUAGGAUAUACAUGACUGGAAUUUACUCUGGACUCAAAGAAGCAAAGCUGAGGUUUCCCGAUUUGGACAUGUGGGCAACAAUAAAUACUGUGGCAAAAAGGAAAGGGAUCGAAGGAUUUUUUGUACCUCCUUCUGAGGACCCUCUGAUGCAAACAUUCAUGAGGAUGAAGCAGCAAAGUAAUUUUGAAGGCGAGGUGAUGAGUAAACUGUUCUGGAAGUUGAAGGAGGAACACCAAACUCUGCGCAACAAAUUUGCACGACUUGAUGACGGAAAUGAAAAUGAAUAUGAUGAGUGUGUUGAGAAGAGAGAAGAGAAGCGUGAUGUUGUGCGAAAGUAUGAAGAGAUAAGUGGUGUUUUGAGAGGAAGAGGUGAAGAAAUAGAGAGGCUGUACGAAGCUGGGGUUGAAGGAUUCAAGAAAUCAGAAGAGUUUGAAGAUGUGAUGGGUGCAAUAUACUUGAAUGGACUGAGGGCAGGAAUCCUCGAAGCACAUGCUCUCUUACUUAAUCUCCUUACUCUGCACAGAAACUGAGCAACGUCUCACUGCAGAGGUUGCUAAUAAUAAAAACAUUGCCUACAAUGUUUAUUUAAGAUCAUAUGUAAAGUGAUGUCGUCAGUGGGAUUGUACUCUUUCUGCGUCAA